Messenger RNA from Acanthoscelides obtectus, 486 nucleotides. The record is from the annotation of a GenBank genome assembly. Lineage: Eukaryota; Metazoa; Arthropoda; Insecta; Coleoptera; Chrysomelidae.
AUGCUCGCAACGCCCGCCUCGCCAGUCAGGGAGGGACUCGGGGCCGAGGAAAGGGCAAACCUCCAAGCAAAGUCGCCCCCCAGGGAGCAGAUACCAAUAAAGUUCAACCCACCCUCUGGCCAACAGAUUAACAUUAGUGGCCGCGAAAUUAUCCGGCAGGGGUUUCAACUGAGAGGAAUAUCGGAUGAGGCGGUAGAGACCAUAAUCGAUUCAAUAUCGACAGCUACGAUCAGCCAGUAUGCGUGUACUUACCGUCUAUGGUAUAAGUACUGUGAAGAGAAGCAGAUACCAGUAUUUCAGGCAAACGUCCUGCAGGAAUGAAACGGGGAGGCAGUUACAGCGGGCGGCGGCGAGCGGGAAGAACAUAUCCGCGCUCGCGCUACUAUUCAUCUUAAAAAUGUGUGGCGCGCAGUACGCAUGAGCGUACUACCUUAGUUAAAUACAUCUUCGGAAUGGACGAUCGAUAUAAUUACGAUCGAACUUCAG